Aspergillus calidoustus is the source of this 2445-nucleotide messenger RNA. NCBI's taxonomy places the organism in Eukaryota, Fungi, Ascomycota, Eurotiomycetes, Eurotiales, Aspergillaceae. The record is from the annotation of a GenBank genome assembly.
AUGGCAGAGGCAUUUGUCAACUUUGAAGAGGUGAAGCAGAAGCUGCCUCCAGCCGUAUCCAGCACCGAUCUCGAAAGCGAGAUUGCGGGCAGGAGUGACCUGCCUGUGCUUGUCGUGCUCGAUGACGACCCCACGGGGACUCAGACAUGCCACGGAAUCAACGUCCUGACGGUCUGGGAUGAGGACAUUCUCGCUCAAGAGUUUUUGCAGUGCAAUGGAGGAUUCUUUAUUUUGACCAACUCGCGCGCCCUUCCAACCCCGGAAGCUCGCCAGCUGAUUCACACCAUCUGCACCGCGGUAAAGAAUGCGGCGAUAAAGACUUCGAAACGUUUCGAGAUCGUGCUGCGCGGCGACUCAACUCUGCGCGGCCAUUUUCCCGACGAGCCCGAGGUCGCUGAAGAGGUCAUUGAAGCCGUCGAUGGCUGGGUUCUCGCGCCUUUCUUCCGGCAGGGUGGGCGCUACACCAUUGACGAUAUUCACUAUGUCGCCGAUGCGAAAGGAAAUCUGGUGCCGGCGGCACAGACGCCGUUUGCCAAGGAUGCGACGUUUGGAUACAGGAAUUCGAACUUGAGGAAGUACGUGGUGGAAAAGUCGGGCGGUUCGAUCGCGGAAGAUAGAGUGCAGUCGAUUUCGCUGGAGGACAUUCGCAAUGGAGGGCAACAGGGAGUUACAGAAAGGUUGCUCACCUUUGGAAAAGGAUCCGUGAUUAUUGUGAAUGCUGUGGUGGAUACAGACAUGGAGAUCUUUACAGCAGCACAAGCCAAGGGUCGCCGAUACCUGUAUAGAACCGGCGCCGCGUUUGUGUCGACUAGACUCGGCAUUCCACAGAUUCCUCCUGUGACGCCCAAAGCCCUGGGGAUGAGCCUGCAGCCGUCCCAGCCAGGCGGGUUGAUCCUGGCAGGGUCAUACGUACCCAAAACAACCGAGCAGCUGCAGUCCCUCAUCGACGGCAGCAAAUCAUUACAAACAAUAGUACUCAAAGUUGAAGAUCUCUUGAAGAGCACAGAUGCCGCGGAGCAAGCGGCCCUGGACGCGGCGGACAAAGCUGGCCAGCUCAUCCUCAAGGGCCAGGAUGUGCUCGUGAUGACCAGCCGUGCCUUGAUUACCGGAAAUGACGGAGUCUCCAGCUUGAAGAUUGGGAGCACCGUUGCGGCUGUCCUCGUGUUGUUCCUUCGCCUCCUCGUUCCUCGACCGCGGUACAUCAUUGCCAAAGGAGGCAUCACGUCUUCGGAUGCCGCCUGUAAGGGUCUUCGCAUGCGCCGUGCCCAGAUCCUCGGACAAGUAGCUUCAGGGGUGCCCCUUUGGCAAUGCAACGAGCCGACAUCCAAAUUUUCCGGCAUCCCAUAUGUGGUUUUCCCUGGUAACGUUGGCGAGGUCGACACCCUGCGCGACCUGGUCGCUUCAUGGGCCAAAGAGAAGACAGGAAUGCAGUACCAGCGACUGGGGAAGAGCUCGCUGAAAAUAUCCAAAGUCAUCCUCGGGUGCAUGACGUUUGGUAACCCCUCUUGGGAGGGAAGUCCAUGGGUCCUGUCUGAAGAAGAGGCACUUCCCCUUCUGAAAAAGGCAUACGACUGCGGCAUCAAUACCUGGGAUACAGCCAACACCUACUCUAAUGGUCUCUCCGAGGUAAUCGUUGGCAGGGCACUACGAGAGUACUCUAUCCCACGCGAGAAGGUGGUAAUCCUAAGCAAGCUCUACUACCCCGUGAUGGAUAUCAAGUCUAAUUCCCGGCCAAACCCGGCGGUCAAUGAUCGAUCCCUCAUCAAUCAGAUGGGCCUGAGCCGAAAGCAUAUUUUCGAAGCGGUCGAGGCCUCUCUACGACGGCUCGGGACGAGUUACAUUGACGUGCUGCAGUUACAUCGCGUGGACGAGACCGUGAAGAACAACCCCGAGGAGGUCAUGCGGGCACUGCACGAUCUGGUUCAGAUGGGCAAAGUGCACUACCUCGGCGCGUCGAGCAUGUACUGCUGGCAACUCGCGCGGCUACACUACACGGCUAAGUUUAAUGGAUGGACAGGUUUCACCAGUAUGCAGAAUCUAUACAAUUUGCUCUAUCGAGAGGAGGAGCGUGACACGAACCCGUUCUGCGACGUCGAGGGAAUUGGUCUCAUUCCCUGGAGUCCGCUAGCAAGAGGCCUCCUCGCCCGGCCGUCAAGCGUGCAGACUGAGCGGUCGAAACGUGACGCCAAGACAGCAAAGUGGUUUGCCGGUGACCAGAAUGUGAAGAUUAUUGAUAGGGUACAACAGUUGGCGCAGAGUAAAGGCUGCUCGAUGAGUGCACUGUCUAUGGCUUGGUUGCUGAGCAAGGGGGCGUGUCCGGUGGUCGGACUGAACAGCGCAGAGAGGAUUGAAGCUGCAACGGAGGCAUUCAGCAUCACGCUCUCUGAUGAUGAGGCUCGAUGGUUGGAGGAGCCAUACAGGCCAUUGGAGAUUCAGGCUAUGUAG